Neoarius graeffei (lesser salmon catfish) is the source of this 1762-nucleotide messenger RNA. RefSeq names its product glucose-6-phosphatase catalytic subunit 3 (gene g6pc3). The transcript is spliced from 6 exons. The record is from RefSeq and is a predicted model, not a curated record. The coding region runs from base 250 to 1269 and encodes 339 amino acids. Lineage: Eukaryota; Metazoa; Chordata; Actinopteri; Siluriformes; Ariidae. Gene Ontology annotation, biological process: glucose 6-phosphate metabolic process; gluconeogenesis. Gene Ontology annotation, molecular function: glucose-6-phosphatase activity. Gene Ontology annotation, cellular component: membrane.
GCUCUGCCAAUGGAUUUACUUUAGUACUGUAUUAGCAUUCUUGUCAAAAUGUUACCGGCGAACACGUUAAACGUUAUUUUUUCAUGAUAGCGUUUUCUGUUUCCAACUUUUUGCAGCGUUGUACGAAGCUGAGCGUAAAAACCGUAGUAAUUAGUGUUAUAGCUGCUAGUUAGUGACAGAAUUUAGCAAGCUAGCUCGCCCCAUCACGGCUGUUGUGUUAUUUCAGGUUCAUUAGCUCACUUCAGUAAAAUGGAGGCGGUUUAUACUCAAGGUAUUUGGAUGGCUGAGCUUCUUCAGUCACACACGAGAAAUUACCAGUCUUUCUGGCAGCUCGCUACUCAUAUGGGAGACCCAAAAGCGGCAUUUCUGCUCGUUUUCCCACCCGUUUUCUACCUGCACAGACGAACCGGCAUCGCCAUCCUCUGGGUGGCUGCUGUAUCAGAGUGGCUUAAUCUAGUUUUUAAAUGGGUCCUGUUUGGGGAGAGGCCUUACUGGUGGAUUGGUCAGUCAGGUUUAUUUGUGAAAAACAGCCCUUCGGUCCAGCAAUUCCAGUCCACCUGUGAGACAGGACCAGGUAGUCCCUCAGGCCAUGCCAUGGUCACUGCUGCCGUCUGGUGGGUGGUGACAUCCGAUCUGGCCUCCUUUCUUCAUUCUCGCUCUGGCAGUAAGAUACUAGCUGGGAUACCUUACAUCUUUUACGUGCUGCUGUUGGGAGCGGUUGGUCUGUCACGGAUCUUCAUUUUGGCUCAUUUUCCCCACCAGGUCAUCGCUGGCAUUCUGACAGGCAUGAUGCUGGGAGUGUUUUUAAACCGCACAGUGCCAGACUGUCGCCCCCUGCUGUUCUUCCUGUGCUCCAGCAUGGCUCUGCUGUUCGGAGCACUGCUUAUGUAUGCUGGGCUGAAGAAGGUUGGCAUCGACCUUGCCUGGUCUAUUGCAUUGGCCAAGAGGUGGUGUUCUAAGUCUGAGUGGGUUCGCAUGGACACAAAUCCUUUUUCUUCUCUGAGCCGCGAUGUUGGUGCUCUGCUCGGGCUGGGGCUUGCCCAGUUCUGGAAGCCAGGAGGAUGGGCACUUCCCUGGGCACCGAAGACCCUCUGUAUGGCACUGUCCUCUAUGGCCCUAUACCACGUGAGCCGAUUCCCUCUGCCUCCAGCUCCAGCCCUCCUCUUUUACUCACUCUUUUUCUUCAAAUAUGUAAUAGUGCCCCCGGUAGUGAUGGUGCUGGUACCUGGGCUGGUGCAUCUCCUCACAUCCAAACCCAAGAGGGAUUGAGAGGAUUAAACAGAAUGACUUUUAACCUCUACAUGGAGUCAAAAAUGGCCACUUAAGGCAGUAUAUUGACAUGGCUGUGCCAGGACAAUCACAUUAGUUGUCAUAAGUCAUAAUUCGACAUAAAAUUUACCAAUGACCAGUUUAUCAGUGAUUGAUGUUUUAAUUGGCAUGGUCAGAAAAUCUUACUAUUUUAGAAGAACAUGAAAGAUAACCAUUCUGAAUUGAUUCAGAAGUUUAUCCUUCAUCAAAAGAUCAACUCCUGUGAGUGCAACUGAACAAUGAAGUCUUUGUAUUUGAGUAAGUCCUACAUGCUAGGAUUAACUGUUUUACAUUAUUCUAUAGAUAUCAUUCCAUAUAGAGGAGAUUGAAAGAUUUUCAUAUUGUCUCCUACAGAAGGGGAAUUGUUCCAUCCAAUUCAAAAACAAUUAUUUUUGUCACUUGUUUUAAUUAAACGGUAGUAACAUAUCUCAAACAAUAAAGGAUGGUUUAUAAA